GUUUCUACACACUUAACUGGAUAGGAUAUUAUUUCGAUAAGAUUGUGUGGAUCUUAAAUGCGACUGAUUACAAUUCCGGGCCUAGCUCUCUUUGUCAUUAACUUAAUUAUUCAUUGACGCUCGGAUACGACCGUCAAAGCGUCCCUCCGACAAUUUGGUUAUCGCAUUUUAAUAUAAAUCGUAGCUUUAACAUUCGGCAUUGCCUCAGGAUCUAGUUACGGGGGAUCGCUGUUUUGAAUAUAUUUCAUUUUACGCCUCUCGCAUUUUAUGUUAGUUUUGAGCUAUUGAACAUGUUAAUAGGUUCGGCUUUCUGAUGCGUCCGCCGUGCAACUAAUCGUCAUUAAUAUAAGCGGCUUUGUAUAGACACGUACACAAAGAAAGGGUCCUUUAAGCAACGGAAAUGUAUCUCAUUAUGACUAUUAAUAUAUAAAACACUAUUUACAGGACAUGUACAGUACUAUUUACACAAACAUUAAAAUAAAUAUUUAGUCAGUUAUAAUUAUUAUUUCGCUCCGGGCGCUGAGACACGGUAGCGAGCGUUAAACUAAACACUGGUGUUUUAAUCAUUAUUGACGGGAAGGCAGCUAAAGCGACGGACAAUAUACUUUAUGGAAUGCUUGGAUAACGAAGCCGAGCGGCGGCUAUCGUAGUUCGAAUGUAAAUAUCCUGCUAUCAGGCGAGCUCCGUUAUCGCAAAGACGAGAAGCGGACGUCCUUUGUUUGCCAGUGUAUAGAUACUAGGCUUUUACGGCAGUGUGAAAUCGAAUCCGCGUGACAUUCAAUAAUCGGAUUUUAUCAAGUAUAGACGUGGGUACGGAAAUGGCGAAACGACGAAAUAAGAACAAAGCUAGGCGCGCAUUGGUCGGGUUAAACAGAAAUGUAAGUUUGAAUGCAGUUGAUAAAGCUAGCGAUGUGAAAAUGGAUGGAAAAAGUGAUAAUAUUUAUGGGGAUGAUGAGGAUACCAUAGAUGACCCGCCCGUGACAGUGCAAGUUACGGAAAACGUUCAACUGGACGAAGGCGCUACGGAAAACGUGAUGGAGAGUGCUGCAGCUACGGAAACACCAAAGAAAGAUGAAAAACAGAUAAAGUCACCGAAAUAUGGCAAGAAGAAGUCACCUAAAUUGUCAAAGUGUGAAAGUGACGGAAAUUGUUCAGAUGAAAUUUUAAUUUUUCCAACGGAAAUAGAUGGCGAAACUUGCUUAGACAUACAGUGUGGUGCAAACGAAGCCUUCAUGUACUUGGGUAAAUUGUGUGUAGGUAGCAAGGGUUCUUGUGUAAAGUUUAAUGACAAUUGGUUGACUCCAAAUGAAUUUCAAGCCGUGAGCGGGCGGGAGACCGCCAAGGACUGGAAACGUUCUAUUCGUCACAGAAGCAAGAGUUUGAAGCUUUUGAUAAAUAAAGGACUAGUUGUUGUGCACCCUUCAUCCCCGAAAAAGGCAAAAGCUGCUAUCAUUGCCUCGCCCACCAGAGCCGUCACAGAGGCCACUAUUAAAAAGGAAAAGAAAUGCAAAUAUGUGAAACCCACGAGUGAGUCACAUGGCGAGAGCCUGAAGGCGGAGGUCGGCGACACCGGAAAUGCCGCGGUCGGGGAGCCAACCCCGCCGGCGAUCCCGGCGCUCUCGACACAAAGCCACGAUGUUCAGCAGCCCAAGAAGCGAGGCCGGAAACCAAAGCGGCAAAGGGGGCGUCGACCGGGAGAGGCGGGCGACAAAGCACGCAAAGCACAGGACGCCCUUCACGUGACUUCCUUCUCACUCGGGCGCUUGCAGGACAAGCCGGAAAAGGAUGCAGACGAUGGGUCGGAAGGGAAAGAUAAUAGGCCGGAAGUGGAUGCGCCGUCUUCUCCCGCAGACACACGGACGGACGAAGAGAGGCGCCUUGACGAGUUUGUAAAGACCCUGCGGCUUACAAAAACAACAGCGCUCACUAAAGUUCCCGACGUCCCGAAAUUGGACAGCGCAGAUGUUUCAAAUAUCACCAAACGGGAUGUCAGCAGCGACCACGGCGAUGUCGACCCGGAGAUGCCGGUGCUGCAGAAGGAAGGGCUCGCUGGUGACAGCUUCGUCAAGACUCACCCGGAUAUCAGUGUGUCCGUAGAUGCCCUGAACGCAACCGUUACCCCGCCGCCGACGCCGCCAAGCGAACGUGUCGGCAUUGAACAAAACAUAAAUGCGAUCGAUGGUGGCAAAUUGGUUGAGACAUUCAAAUCGACUCUAGCAUCCCCAAGUGUCGGGUUAAAAUUGAAAAUUAACCGAGAAAAGGUUAAGCUCGAUAUGCCGAUUACGGACAAUGAAGUUAAACCCGCUGACAAAGAACAAAGUAAACUCGAUAGUGCUGUAACUCAGAACGUAGAAAUUAAAACACCAGUAAGUGCUCCAAAACAGAACUUGCAAUCAAUGAUGCUACAAGAUGCACUGCUUUCUGCAAGGAAAUAUAAAGAACAGCUCUUGCAAAACCGCCAGACGUCGCCUGUAAAAACACCAAACACGGCGUCACCAAAACCAUUAACGACAUAUCCAGAUUCUCUGAAAUCCAAACCUGUCACCAUGCCAACGCCAUCUUCAACGUCCGUCAAGCUUGAACCCACGACUGAGUCACAGAAUGGACUAAAUAGCGCAACCGUUAUCAACGGCCGUGUUGCCGGCGUUAAACAGGAAAGGGCGGCAAAGAUGGAGCCGUCUGUCGCAUUUCCGUCCUUGCAGUACGGCCAGAUGCCGUCCAUGGACGAUAUGCGGAGGCUUUCGGCGAUGCCCUUCAAGGAUUUUAUGUCCGUCAUGGCUUCGGUUUAUGGUCCGCUUCCGUUUCCGUUUGGUAACAAGGACGCUGCGUUCGCCACCUUAAAGGACCUGCAGCAGAAGCACGACAUGCUCCGUCUGCUUACCCAGCAGGGUGAAGGUCAGGAGGCCGGGGAGCAGGCGGCGCUUCUCUACCCUAUGAUCACCCAGCAGCUUCUCCUCGCCAUGACUCAGCAACUCUACAGCAUGUGCAACGUCCCCGCUAUGCACGUUAACAGCUACGCUGGAAAUCCGCCAUCACAUACGUCACAUAUACAGCAACGUGAACAAUCGCAUGCAAGGAUCGUGAGUAACGUCCAAGCGCACUCGCGCCCCGUUGUUGACGUCAAACGUGAAUUAACAAACAGAAAUCCAACGUCAGAAAUCCAUAAGCGACCUGUAAGCCAGGCGUUAGACGAUAGACAUAGAAUGUUUCAGUAUAUUGAAGAUUGUGCUAAUAGAAAAAGAAAACAUAUCGAGGUUGACGAAAAUGGUGCAUUAGAUUUGUCAGUAAAAAGGCGAAAAACCGAAACGGUUUCUACAAAAUCAUCAAGUAUUCUAGAAGCGGACGGACCACUGGACUUCUCAAUGAAGACCAAACAUUCCAAGCGAAGUGACCCAUCCAUGCAUGAUUCUUCACUGAAAUCCGUUUCUCAAGCUAACGGAUAUAAAAAUAACAUUCAUCCCAUGAAAAAUGGCUACGCACAAAGGCCGCCCUCGAUUCCAAACCAUACCAAUUACGGUAAUCGAUUUCCGAAAUCAAGUUUAAGCGGAUGUACAUGCGGCGGGUCCGGAAAUGAAGACAUCACAACUUGGGGCGUUGAUCAAGUAUGUCACUUCUUGGUAGCGCUAGAGGGAUGCGCCAUCUAUGCAAAGACGUUCCACGAUCAGGGGAUCAGCGGGCGUGUCCUGCCGUACCUAACCACCCAGCAUCUUACACGCACCCUUGGGAUGAAAGUCGGCCCCGCCCUCACCCUAAUUCAGGCCAUAGAACGCCACCGAGCAGAGCGGCACGUGACAUCUACGUCAGCGGUGACGUCACCGUGCGCGAUGUGUCGUAGUCUUAUGUUCUCGUCCGGUGCCGGUGCUGCGUCACUGCCUACAUAAUACAGGCCAAACUGUGAAGUCGUGUCAUGUACACUUUAGUUUAUUAACAAUAUACAAAAUAUCGAAGUAUGAGUGUGCGGUAAUAUAGAGCUUGAAUGGGUACUUGUAUUCUUCUGUUGAAAUAAGGAAGUGGGAAGUUUUGUUUCGAUGACGUUAUAAGGAAACUAGACGCCGCUCUUGAAAUCGCUCUUCAUACUACGAAAGUAUCCAAAUCUGGUGCAAACAUAAUUAAACUGCCUGUUGUAUGGAUUCCAUUUAGCAUUGUGCUGUGUUAUGUAUAUUAUGUAAACGAUUGGACAAAAGUAUAUAUUCAUAAUGAAUAUAAUAUAGUGGUAGUUAACCAUCUUACCAGUUACCAGUCCGUCGAGUUAAUGUCUUCGGCAGAGUGCUGAUCAAUAUACGACCUAUAGACAAGUGUUUGUCAUGUUGUUUUUCUCAUACAUUCUAUUGUAAUAUAUUUUAUGAUUGUGCCACACGUAUGUUCAUUUUAUGCUAAUAAAUAUUUUAAAAGCGCA
This is a messenger RNA of Mya arenaria, 4396 nucleotides long. RefSeq lists its product as uncharacterized. Gene Ontology annotation, biological process: positive regulation of transcription by RNA polymerase II. Gene Ontology annotation, molecular function: protein binding; DNA-binding transcription activator activity, RNA polymerase II-specific; RNA polymerase II cis-regulatory region sequence-specific DNA binding. Lineage: Eukaryota; Metazoa; Mollusca; Bivalvia; Myida; Myidae. The transcript is spliced from 6 exons. The coding region runs from base 819 to 3881 and encodes 1020 amino acids. The record is from RefSeq and is a predicted model, not a curated record.